GUACAGUGGUUCAAGACUGAGGCAAGUUGCUCUUAUAACUUUCAAGAGAAACAGCUCCAACAGAUUCGUUUUUUACAUUACUCUGAACCUGGUACAUUCAGGUUUCUUGAUUCUAACCUUAUUAUUUGGGGAGUACACUUAAUUCUGAAUUUCUCAAAAGGCUGUACUACUGACUAUCUGCUACACUCUGUUGUUCAUCAUCUGCCAGAAAAAGAUUUGGAUUAUUAG
Messenger RNA from Fomitiporia mediterranea MF3/22, 228 nucleotides. RefSeq lists its product as uncharacterized. The transcript has a single exon. NCBI's taxonomy places the organism in Eukaryota, Fungi, Basidiomycota, Agaricomycetes, Hymenochaetales, Hymenochaetaceae. The annotation marks the transcript as partial. The record is from RefSeq and is a predicted model, not a curated record.